AUGGCCCUGUCAUUAUUCAGACGAAUCCUGACGAGAUACGCUCAACGACUGCCAGAACCUACCUGGAGUCAUUCUCAAUCAGCUUUCGACAUCAGCGACAUCACAGGUUUUUUACCUGCUCAACCACUACGGCACCUGCCCCAGGAGUACGACAUCUGGGAGGCUGCCUUAACCGAAGCUCAGACCGUGUUGUCUUUGGGAACCGACAAUAGUAAUGUCGCCGUCGCAAAAAGACAGGAUGGAUUACGCUGGCGGGACCGCAUACGAGAGUGGCCGGUAUUGCAAGUGGAGCAUUUGAAUGAUGACAUACGGCAGCUUCAGCGAGCGCAUCUCGUGCUAGCAUUCUUGGUCCACUUUUUCGUUCAUUCGAUACCGCCCACGGAACCAGCUUCACCUGUACAAGUACCCAGAGCCCUCGCAGUACCGCUUGUGACGGUCUCCCGAAUGCUAAAGAUGGCCCCUGUGCUCACGUUCGCCGACGUCGUGAUGUGGAACGCUGUUCCCGAAAAUCCCGAUUUUCCCGUCUCUCUCACCAAUCUCCGCUUCGAGAAUCUACUCUCGGGUACCGAAGACGAGUACAAUUUCUACCUCAUGUCCGCCAGAGCAGAGCUUCAAGGGGUAGAAAUUUUACACAUCAUCGACUCGUACCAUAGCUUACCCAACACAACCGACUUGACGUCAACCACCAAGAUCGCUCGUGAUCUCACCCGCUUGAAGAACGUGAUUGAGGAGCUUACCGCGACGUUGGAAUCGUCUCGCGAGUUAGUGGAUCCCCACGAUUUCUAUUUUGCCGUCCGACCUUGGUGGAAAGGGAGUGACGCGGAGGGCCCUGACUCCCCAGGUUGGAUCUACGAAGGGGUCACUGGGUUGGAUCAUAACUAUCUGAGCGGGCCGUCGGCGGGCCAGUCAACAGUGAUGCACGCUCUUGACAUCUUCCUAGACGUAGACCACAAAUUGGUGAAGCGCCGUGCGCCUGCCCCGUCUAAGGAGAAUAAGAAGGCCGACUUAGGAUUCAUGGAGCGCAUGAGACAAUACAUGCCUGGGAAACAUAGAGAAUAUUUGGAAUAUCUGGCAAACAGCCCGCGUCCCCUCCGGGAGGCGGCUAGGCAGUCUCCAGCGCUCCGGGAACCGUACAAUGCCGCAGUCCGGGCUCUGAAGGCGUUCCGCGACGUGCAUAUCCGUAUCGCGUGCCUCUACAUCGUUACGAUGUCGAAGUCCCAGAUACCAGCGCAGUGUCCGGCCUCCGCAAUGAUGAACAAGAUGGCCGAUCAGGUAGCUAGCAACCGCAGGCCAGUCAGGGGAACCGGAGGCACAGAGCUCUUACCGCUCUUGAAGGCAGGGAGAGACGCGACGGCUCGCACAGCUUUGUGA
Molecule: messenger RNA, 1371 nt
Organism: Gloeophyllum trabeum ATCC 11539
Lineage: Eukaryota; Fungi; Basidiomycota; Agaricomycetes; Gloeophyllales; Gloeophyllaceae
Product: Indoleamine 2,3-dioxygenase
Exons: 3
Coding region: 1-1371 (456 amino acids)
Biological process (GO): 'de novo' NAD+ biosynthetic process from L-tryptophan
Cellular component (GO): cytoplasm
Molecular function (GO): indoleamine 2,3-dioxygenase activity; metal ion binding; heme binding
Source: RefSeq, a predicted model, not a curated record